AUGUCCCCAGAAGAUAUUUCUGCUGCCAUUGAACUGCGUGAUAUUAUGUCAAUGGAGUUGAUCAUUAUCGGCGGCUUCGGGCUUUGUUUCUCCUUCCCUGGAUUUUGUAUGAUGAGAUGGAUUCGAAAAGUAAAAUGUGACGAAGCAAAGCCACACUGCGCAAGGUGCACGAGUACAGGCAGGAGAUGUGAUGGCUAUCUCUCAAAACCUCGGGCUGGUCUGUCAUUGCACGAAUCGUGCCGCCUGACUAAGAACGGUGGCCGUGACGGCGAAGCAAGGGCUUUUGAUUUCUUCCGGCACGUAGCUGGCCCGGCCCUUUCGGGCCAGUUCGACGCCUACUUCUGGACAAAUAUGGUGACACAAGUGAGUCAUCGCGAGCCGGCCGUAAGGCAUGCAGUGAUGGCUCUGAGUUCGCUCUAUGAGCAGUUCCAAGACAUGAACAAAUCGCCACUUCUUGCAUCGAUAAACCGCUUCGCCGUGCACCAUUAUAACUCAGCAAUCAAGGAGCUGCUCUCGGCUCGGGACGACGCGGUGGUGUUACUUGUGUGUGCGCUCUUCAUCUGUGUCGAGUUUUUGCAAGGGAACAAGGAGUCGGCCAUCGAGCACUGCCGAAACGGUAUCCUGAUCCUCAACAAGGCAGCUCCAUCGUUGUCGUUACGCCAUGACUACCUCCCCCUCAUUUUCUGUCGCCUGAGUAUCUUUCCUUUGUUCUUUGGAUGCUCGGUCUCCUCAUUUCCUUAUGUGGCAGGCCUGGAUGCCAAAGCUCAACACCAUUUCUCCAAAAUUGCAGAUGCGCAAUGCUCUCUCGACGUUCUCCUCUCCGAAUCGAUUCGGUUCAUCCGCUCCACCGAAGAUUAUCGGCUAGGAACAUUGCGACACACGGCCGUCCCAUCUUCGAUAAGGGAGAAGCAAGAUUGCCUCGAAAGGUCACUGAGUGCGUGGUUUUACGCGUUCUCUGAGUUUCACGCUGCUCAGCCGCCCUCAGACAGUCGCGCAGUAAGGUAUCAUCUCCUUCAGAUGAGGUAUCUGGUGACCCAGAUUUGGGUCAACGUGGCUCUAGAACAAAACGAAACGGCAUACGAUCGGCAUCUUGACCAAUUUCGGUCAAUAGUGCACAUAGCAUCUCAAGUGGUGCUGCCAGGAUCACGGGAUCAUUCUCUUCGCCCUAAGUUCAUAUGCGAGAUGGGGUUUACGCCUCUCCUGUACUUUGUCGUUAUGAAAUGCAGAUCUCUACCGACUCGCCUCACUGCCUUAUCAUUGAUGAAGGAACUCGGGAUCAGUCGUGAAAAUCUCUGGGACUUGAACACGAUGUAUUGUGUGGGCCGGCGUCUGGUUGAGAUGGAGCAUGACAUUACCCUGAGCGAGAUCACUGUGCAGAGCUCUCUCCGUAGGUAUGCCGAAGUACCUCUUGAAGAGAGGCGUAUAAGAGAGGUUAUGCUUGACCCAGGGGUGGAUAUUCGCCAAGAUAAUGAAGGCCACGAGGUCGUCUGGACGCAAAUGCAUUCCAUGCUCUGGAAACCUGUUGGCGACCUGGUCAUGAAAAGUGAAUGGAUGGUAAUCUCCUAA
Messenger RNA from Exophiala spinifera, 1566 nucleotides. RefSeq lists its product as uncharacterized. Gene Ontology annotation, biological process: regulation of DNA-templated transcription. The coding region runs from base 1 to 1566 and encodes 521 amino acids. Lineage: Eukaryota; Fungi; Ascomycota; Eurotiomycetes; Chaetothyriales; Herpotrichiellaceae. The transcript is spliced from 2 exons. Gene Ontology annotation, molecular function: zinc ion binding; DNA-binding transcription factor activity, RNA polymerase II-specific. The record is from RefSeq and is a predicted model, not a curated record.